Oryzias melastigma (Indian medaka) is the source of this 2079-nucleotide messenger RNA. RefSeq lists its product as uncharacterized. The transcript is spliced from 7 exons. Gene Ontology annotation, biological process: regulation of transcription by RNA polymerase II; cellular response to lipopolysaccharide. Bases 146 to 1318 code for a protein of 390 amino acids. The record is from RefSeq and is a predicted model, not a curated record. Lineage: Eukaryota; Metazoa; Chordata; Actinopteri; Beloniformes; Adrianichthyidae.
GGUGUCACUUCCUUUUUUCUCGUCAUGUGGUUCAUGUUCUCAGCUGCUUCCUCUUCUGCUUCACAACACUCACAACAGCGUUAGUGCUGGCCCCCCACAACCUUACUCUGUGUGGAAGAAAUCCAGUUUGGUGAACUUCAGAACAAUGUCCGCCGUGGAAGGAGAACUGCUGUCUUUGUCGACCUCUUCAUCGUUAUCAUCCUCAUCAGCAGCAGCAGCAACAGGAGCGCAGACGGACUCUUCACCUAAAAGUGAGAGCAGCCUUCCUCAGAGCCAGCAGGAACACGAGUCCACUCCAGAAUUAUGGAGGGGAGACGGGCUGAACCCCACCGGUGACAGACUGUUGUCCACAGAGGAGCAGGUCACUCUGAUCACCGAGAGCUUAACGGUUACCUCCACCGACCAGGAGAAACUGCUGCUGCUCAACAAGAACACGGAGCUCCGCAGGGUCAACAAAGAGCUGAUGAAGCUGAAUGAGGACUGGGAUCAGGUGUACCGCAGUGCCACUCUGGGUCUGCAGCACAGACUGGAGUCUCUGGAGUUGGAGAACAACGCCAUCAAGCAGCUGAACAGCCGCCUGCUGCUCAAAGUUGAGCAUCAACAGAGUGCAAAGGAGUAUUAUGAGCAUGCACUGAUGACCGAACUGAAGAAGAACCAGGAGCUGCAGGAGUACAUACGACUACUAGAGAGCAAGAUGCACCCAGACAGGACCUUCACACCCCUUAAACAGGCUAAUGUUACUGGAAUGCAGAAUGGCUCCUGUCCGGGCAGUAAUCCUCCCGGAGAAUCCGACCUGCCGUGCACCCAUGCCUCUAGAUGCAACCCCUCAUCCAGCUUUCUUCAAGCUUCCUCCAGCCCUGAAGCAGAGUGGCAGGGGAGGAGCCAAGACAGCGUCCCACUGGAAGAACUGGGAAACUCCCAGCAAGAAGUGCAAGACCUAAAAGAACAGCUGGAUGCGCUAAGAUGUCAGACUGAGAUUUAUGAAGCAGAGUUUCAGACUGAGCACAACGACCACAAACACACCCUGCAGGAAAACCGCAGACUGAGGAAGAAGAGGGAGGAGAUGCGCCAGCAGGUGGCGCUACUGCAGGAGCAGCUAAAGAUCUACGAGGACGACUUCCGGAGAGAGCGGUCCGACAAGCAGAUGCUGCAGCGGCUCUUGGUGCAGAAAUCGUCCUCCAACAAGCAUGCGGUGCUGAUCCACCGCUGCAAUAACCAGGAGCGGCUGCAGGAGGGCGACAAGAGAACGCCAAGCGGAGAGAAAAAAAAGCAACACCACCCUCUGUGCCCCAAACAUCCCGCCAGAAACAAGGAGUGAGCCACAAAUGAGAACUUGGUGCUUAAUUAAUACAUUGAUUAAGCACCAGGUUUGUUUUAAUAAACUGACACUGAUUGGAUGUGUCAGUAAAUAGACUUCUUUUUAAUAUAGGUGCUAUAUUUUAUAUUUCAAAUGUGUCUGAUUCGUCUGUAUUGGUUUGAUACUUCUCUGUUCAUGAUCACAUGAUGUCAUUUCAUUAUCUAGUUUCCGAUCUAUGUUGAAGUCUUCCUGAUGACUUUACGACGCAUUACCCCCCUUGUUUCAUUACAUCAGCAGACGGAGAAUUUCUUUGCAGUGACUUCCUGCUCCACACCUGAACAAGCAUCAGAUGUUCUCCACCUGAAAACUUCCCCUCUGAGGGGUUGUGGGAAGAUUUAAAAAGUUCCUGCUAAUGAAGGGCAAACUUGAGUCAAUGAUUUAUUGAUAAUUGUGACACAAACAUGUAGAGGUUACCUUGAGGAAGAGCGAAGCCUUUUUCUCUGUGUUCUGAUUUAAAGAUUUUCCCACCUUAGGGCAAAUAAUCUAUUGUACUUAUUUAUAUAGCUGACAGUGAUUCAAUUUAUGAAGUUUACAAGUUCAGCUAAAAUAGUGUCUCUUCUUGUUUAUAUUUUUGUAAACAUUUUACCAGUUCACUUUUAGAAAGUUGGAAUAAAACAUCAAAUUACAACUAAAAGAACUGAUGUGUGUGAAAGUUUUGAACAAAUAUUUUGUAAUUUAUGGAGCAAAAUAUGUUAAUAAACAGAUUCAAUUGAGGCAAACAA